GAUAAGGAUGUUUGUGUAUUCUGUUGAGCUGCACGAGCGAUAGCCGCGCACGCGCUUUCGCGAUCUCAGUGAUCCAGAAGAGUUUGGAAAUAAAAAUUCAUGUUACGAAAUCGCAAAUCAACGAAAGUGACAGUUUGAGACAUUUUUGAUUUCGGGGUGUUCAGCGAUAAAGUUUGAUUUAUUAUGACCGUGUAGAAUAUAAAAUUUCAAUGUCCUAACAACCUGACAACUCUUAGUGUAAAAGCGGUUACAGUGCAAGUUUGAGUGUAGAAAAGUGUUGUAAUGGGGCAGGGUGGCUGUACGAGGUAGGCCACGUGAAGAUGAGCACGGUAUGUGCGCUGGACGCAGGCGGGCGGGUGUCGCUGCAGCAGAUCCUGCAGGCGUUCAAUUCCAACGUAAGCGAGGAACAUGCGUGGGCACUGUGCCAUCAGGCGGCGCGCUGCUUCCAGCGGUGUUUGUCUUCUGGCACCUCGCCGCCGCCCGCCUGCUUUCUGCCAACGCGACCCUCGCAUCUCCUGCUGCAUGCCGAUGGCUCCGUGCACCCCGACACGCUGCUGGACCCCACAGAUGACAGUAGCAGGCCUAGAAUUAAAUCAGAAUAUGAGGUGGUAGUGAGCUUGGGGCUGGUGGUGUACCGCGCUCUGGACCACACGCACGGCGAUGACGAGGAGCGACUUAUCUCUCCCGACCUCGAGGCGCUCAUCUCCGACAUGACUCUCUCCAACGGAAACCUUACCGAGGAAGAGGAGGAGUGCGGUCUGUCGGAAUCGCUGGAGAGCGUGCGCGCCGGCGAUACCGACGACGAGGGCAUCGAGAGAGACGCCGAACCGCCGCGAGCUCGCCAGCGACGCCUCGCGCUGUUCCUGCUCGAGGACGUGGUCGAGCGCUGCGCGUGGCACGCGGGGGUGGGUCGCGGCAGAGGCGCGCGAGAGACUGCGGCGGCGCACUAUCGCGCCGUGUGCCGGGCGCUGGUCGCCGAGGCGCUCGAGCUGGCGUCGUUCUUGGCGCGAGUCAGGGUCACCGCCGCCAGGGACCUCGGCGCCGCGGAUGAGUCCGCUUCGCACCUGGACACGCUGCAGUUCUCCGACUGGGCGCGGUUCUGGAUGCAGGUGAUCGGCGAGCUGCGAAUGGGCGUAAAGCUGAAGAAGGUGAGCCACUCGCGCACGCCCAUCGAGUACGAGUUGACGCCCUACGAGAUCCUCAUGGACGACAUCCGCUCGCGGCGUUACACGCUGCGGAAGGUGGACUCCAGCAUCCCGCACAAUGUCAAGAAAGACGCACACGCUAUGAUUCUCGAAUUUAUUAGAAGUAGACCUCCACUCCGAAAGGCCUCGGAGCGCCAACUGCCGCCGGCCAAGCGGGAGGCCACGCCUCGGGAGCAGCUUCUGCGCUCCAUCCGCCUCGGCCGGCCGCUGCGACCUACGCCCCAGGCAAGCGGCAGCGUGAGCGGUGGCGGGUCGGAGGAUAGGCGAGCUUUAAGUGACGUCACGCGACGGACGAGCGGUGACGUCACGCCGCACACGCAGCCGCAGAGGAGACUCAUCAAAGUUGACUUUGAUAACCUUGAAGAUGACGAAGACGACGAGGAGACGGAGAAGUGCGCGUCUCCCCCGCGGCCCUUGCCCAGGCACUCGGCGCCGCCCAAGCCCUGGAAGAGAACCGAAGCGGUGGCGGGACGCGCUGCUGAGCGAGGAGCGGCUGUCGCUGACCCUGGAGGAGAUCGUGCACAUCCGGUCGGUGCUCACCAAGGCGGAGCUGGAGGUGCUGCCCGUCGAGGGACGCGUCAAAGAGGACGUCGAGAAGAGGCGCGUGUGCUUCCUCUGCCUCAAGACCCGCUUCGGCAUCUUCGGCCCCUGGGGGCAGAGGUGCAAGCUCUGCAAGAGGACCGUCUGCCACCGCUGUUGCACCAAGAUGCGCAUCCCGACGGAGCAUUUCGCGCACGUGCCCGUGGUGCUGCUGAGUCCUUCCUUGCUGCCCUCGCCUCCCGACGAGGAGCCCCCGCCGCCGCCUCGCUCGCUGCUGGCUCGGCUCGCCGCCCCGGGCGGCAGCGUGGAGAACAGCGUGGGCAGCGCGCCGAGCAGCCCGGGCGCCGCGCGGCGGACGGCGGGAUCGGAAGGCGGCGGGUCGGAGGGCGGCGGGUCGGCGCCGGGGUCGCGGGGGGGCUCGGCGCUCGGCUGGUGGGACGGCGGCGCCAUGACGCGCAGCGUCGAGGGUCCCGCCAGUCUUCCGGCCGCCGAGAGGCUGCGCGGCGUGCCGAUGGCCGUGUGCCUCGACUGCAAGGCGCUGGUGCUGCAGAUCAUCAAGUCGUCUCGCGCCUGUCGCUCGGCGGAGCGAGACCGCGCCCUGCGGCACCUCACGCUGGACCUGGCGCCCUUCUAUCCCGCCGCCGACCGCUAGCGACCGGGACGGCGCGUUUACGACGCGAAAAGCGAGAUAUUUCCCCUAUAGAACUGUUCGACCUCCCGAAGCGCGUCCCCCGACGACGACCUGAUGCCGUGCCAUAUUGCCAUCACCGGAUGAAACGUUUGAUCCUUCGUUUACGCUUUUUCAUAUUCGACUUGACACGAGGGCUCCUCCUCUUCGUUCCCGUGAACCCUUCUCCGUCUUCGAGAGAUCGACCUCGCCUCCGCGCUCGCGAAAUUUAACAUUUGUAUAUAUUAAAGAAAAUUGUUCACUUUAGCCGUAAGUUUGAUGGAACAUAAGUGUAAAAUACUCGUCGGUAUGUCUCGCCACAAAAGUAUAUAUAUAGUUCUUUGGAAAAUUUAUCUUAAAACUGUUAUUUAUUAAACCGAGAGAAGAGAACGGCCGCCGCGGAGUCGGUCUCGUGAUGAAAUCCAUCCAGUGCUUGCGAAGACGGAUCGAUUUAUUUCAAUUGUACGACUGAAAGCUUCGUCUGGCCGAGGACCACACCCUCGCAAAGGUCACCCGACUCGUCGAGCAGACGCCGGAUGGAUCUCGUCUCGAAACCUUAAUAUUGUAAUAUAGUGUACUUAUAAUUAUGAGAUUAGAUGUUAUUACAGAAUGUGAAAAGAAUGAUAAAAUAUAUUAUAAUAAUUUAAA
Molecule: messenger RNA, 3060 nt
Organism: Pieris brassicae (large cabbage white)
Lineage: Eukaryota; Metazoa; Arthropoda; Insecta; Lepidoptera; Pieridae
Gene: spir
Product: protein spire
Exons: 13
Coding region: 321-2645 (774 amino acids)
Biological process (GO): Golgi vesicle transport; actin filament network formation; establishment of meiotic spindle localization
Cellular component (GO): cell cortex; cytoplasmic vesicle membrane
Molecular function (GO): actin binding
Source: RefSeq, a predicted model, not a curated record